This is a messenger RNA of Tarenaya hassleriana, 956 nucleotides long. RefSeq names its product COP9 signalosome complex subunit 8. Gene Ontology annotation, biological process: protein deneddylation; COP9 signalosome assembly. The transcript is spliced from 6 exons. Gene Ontology annotation, cellular component: COP9 signalosome. The record is from RefSeq and is a predicted model, not a curated record. The coding region runs from base 1 to 678 and encodes 225 amino acids. NCBI's taxonomy places the organism in Eukaryota, Viridiplantae, Streptophyta, Magnoliopsida, Brassicales, Cleomaceae.
AUGAGGGUAGGAAAGCAAUCUUCUGUAAUUCGCAGAACCUGGAGCAGACCUGUUCAUGUCGACAACAGAUUUCUUGUCGGAAUGGUGAAAAGAGAACAGAAGCCGAAAGUUGCAACCUUUCCAGAGACCCAACAUGAUAUAUGCAAGAAUUUUCGUCGUCUCAGUUCACUUCACGGAGCAAAGAACAGAGAGAGCCAUGGACCUCUUUUCGAUCAGAGAAUCGCCGAUCUCUGCGAUAACUUUCUGAUUCAGGUCGCUGCUGGAGGAAUCCCUUAUCACGAAGAAUGGCCUUACGCAAUCCAUCUCCUUGGUCACACUUAUACCGAAGAUAUCAAUAGUGCCCGUUUCCUCUGGAAAACGUUACCUAGGAACAUCAAAGAAAGCAGACCCGAACUAGUCGCAGCUUGGAAUAUUGGUCAGAAGCUGUGGAGACAUGAUUAUGCAGGUGUAUAUGAAGAUGUUCGUGGUUAUGAUUGGAGUCCGGAAGCUAAAGAUAUUGUUGUUGCAUUCUCAGAUAUUUACACCAGAAAGAUGUUUCAGCUCUUGUCGUCUGCUUACUCGUCUAUCACAAUCCGCGAUAUGGCACUGUCCCUAGGAAUGACAGAGGCCGAUGCCUGCGACAUAUGUAAUGAAGGAAGGGUGGAGUGUGGAUUCAGAAUCUGUAAUGGCGAAUGUUAAGAAGAAGGGCAAGAAGGAAGAGCAGAAUGUGAUGAUGGAUGCUUCAAAGCUGCAGCUUUUGACAGAGUAUGUGUUCCACUUAACAUUAGUUUUUUUUUGUCAUUCAUGGUUUCUUCUUAUUAUGCAAAAAACCAUUGAUUUAUUAUUAUUUUUUUUACGCGUUUUGCCUUUGUUGCAUAUUCUAAAAUAAAGAAAUAUAAUAUUUUGGACCGACCCCUCAACCCAAAAAAAAAAGGGGUCGAGAAAUCUUAUCAAUUCGAACACGGUUUUGUGGUUAA